AGAAAGGCACCACCUCGUCCUCCCCUUCCACACCGUAAUGACCCUCUACCUCCUGGAGAGUGGAGGGAAGGAGGCUCCGAUUGAUCAAGGAUUCUGCUUCGACAUCUCUCUCUCUCAUGUCGUCUUAAUGCCGCAAUUGGGUUCAAUCCCCACUACCACCUUUACGGAGUUCGUUGUCAGAUUUUAUGCGGGAGGCCAUGGCAAAGGUUCCUCCAGUAUGGUGACGAGGGUUUAGACUGGCGACAGGGUUUUCGUCUCUCACACUGAUUCGAGGGAUUUUGGAGGGAUGAAUGUAAGCUGGUCACGUUGCAGGAUUCAUGGCGGUGUCGUGAGAGGUUUUGUAGUUGUGGGUUGUGAUAAGGGAGUGGAGACAUCAUGGUAAGGGUAGGAGUGGGCUUGUCUCUGUGAGCCAAAGGGGAAGAACAGAGGACUUGCGUUUUUGGGAGGUUGUGAAUGGUGGUGCAUUGAAAGAUGGCGGACGGUGGAACAGCUACAAUGCAAACCAGUAACAGGUCUUACGAGGAUGCAGUUGUUGCGAUGAACUCUCUUAUCACUCCCACGGCGGACCUGCCGCCGCGUGACCCUACUACUGGUGCUCUGAAUUGGAAUGCUCAUUUCCGGUCCUUUUUCAGAUUUAUCGAGAUAUUGGAAAUGAAGGAACCUCUUGCACGUCUUAGUGUAAUUCACGUUGCAGGAACGAAAGGAAAGGGGUCUACGUGUGCAUUCACAGAGAGAAUGUUGCGGGAAUCUGGCUUCCGCACGGGUCUCUUCACAUCACCUCAUCUCCUCGAUGUUCGCGAACGCUUUCGUUUUAACGGUGAGAUGAUAUCCAAGGAUCGAUUUCUUUAUCACUUCUGGUGGUGUUGGGAUCGUCUUCAGGCUAACAAUGCGGAUUUGCCAGGAUUUUUUCGUUUUUGCACUCUGUUGGGCCUACGCAUGUUCACUGCAGAAAAGGUGGAUGUGGCAAUUCUAGAAGUCGGACUUGGGGGCCGCCUAGACGCAACCAAUAUUGUUGAGUCUCCUGUGGUUUGUGGCAUAGCAUCCUUGGGAUAUGAUCACAUGGAGCUGCUCGGGAACACCCUCGCAGAAAUCGCAUGGGAGAAAGCUGGUAUCUUCAAGGCAGGUGUUCCUGCAUUCACUGCUCCGCAACCAGAAGAAGCUAUGGGCUCCCUUCAAAAAAGAGCUAGAGAGCUAGGGAUUACUUUGAAGGUAGCGCCCGCUCUUGAAGAUUAUGGUUUGUCCGAUUUGCAACUUGGGUUGGGAGGUGAGCACCAACGUAUCAAUGCUGCUUUGGCUGUUGCAUUGUGCAAGCAGUGGGUCAUGACAAGGGCUCCCUCCGAGCAGCAUAAAGAGCUUCAGAAGAUUUUAGGGGGUGGAAUAUUGCCAGACUCAUUUGUCAAGGGUCUCCAGUUGACCAAGUGGGCAGGCAGGGCUGAAGUUAUCCAUGAUCCUUCAGGACGUCUGUCAUUUUAUAUAGAUGGAGCUCACAGUCCUGAAAGUAUGGAAGCGUGUGCAAAUUGGUUCUGUUCAAGAAUUAAACAUGAAGAAACUACCGAGGUAGUGCAGUCGAGCAGUAAUCCGGAGAGGUGGAAUUCCAAAGGCUUCAUUAUGAGAAGGGUUCUUUUGUUCAACUGCAUGCCGAAGCGUGAUCCUGUAUUACUGCUGCAACCUGUCAUAAACCUGUGUUCUAAAAAUGGAUUUCCCAUUCAUGCGGCCUUCUUUGUACCACCUUAUUCUAGCUACACAUCUGUAGGCACCUCACACCAAGCACCUACUGUCACAGACGCAACUUGGCAGCACACAUUGCAGCGGCACUGGGAGUCUCUAUGGCGAGAUAAGCUCACAGAUGGAUCUGGUUUUGCCUGUCUUUCCCGAGGGGAAAGACGUGAACCCGAGAUAGAACUCUUGUCUACUCUAAAAGACGCCUCAGAGUGCAAUCCGCAGCAUGGGAACAUGUUGGGUCCAUCAAGUGCAGUGCUAAGAUCACUGCCAAGUGCUUUGGACCAUUUUCGCAAUUGUUUGACCCACCACCCUCAGCUUCGGGUUCAGGUGCUUGUAACAGGCUCGUUGUACCUGGUUGGUGACCUCUUGAAACUUCUCAAGCGUUAGAGUCUAAUGUGUCCAAUGAGAGCCUUAUGGACUAAUUGAAUUAUUUUGCUGUGAAGGAUUGUCAGUGCAUAUUAGCCGCUUUGAACAUUUAAAUUAACUGCAGGCGUGUCCAUGAUUUAAAACUAAUUCUUUAAAAGAUGAUUAACAUA
Physcomitrium patens is the source of this 2258-nucleotide messenger RNA. RefSeq names its product folylpolyglutamate synthase. Gene Ontology annotation, biological process: tetrahydrofolylpolyglutamate biosynthetic process. Gene Ontology annotation, cellular component: cytoplasm; cytosol; mitochondrion. The record is from RefSeq and is a predicted model, not a curated record. Lineage: Eukaryota; Viridiplantae; Streptophyta; Bryopsida; Funariales; Funariaceae. Gene Ontology annotation, molecular function: tetrahydrofolylpolyglutamate synthase activity; ATP binding.